Engraulis encrasicolus (European anchovy) is the source of this 2938-nucleotide messenger RNA. It is a transcript of the gene chmp1a, whose product is annotated as charged multivesicular body protein 1A. The transcript has 7 exons. Lineage: Eukaryota; Metazoa; Chordata; Actinopteri; Clupeiformes; Engraulidae. The coding region runs from base 119 to 715 and encodes 198 amino acids. The record is from RefSeq and is a predicted model, not a curated record. Gene Ontology annotation, cellular component: ESCRT III complex; multivesicular body. Gene Ontology annotation, biological process: late endosome to vacuole transport; protein transport; endosome transport via multivesicular body sorting pathway.
CCAGGAAGUUGAUCAUCAGGAAGAAAAACAAAUUAGAAGUGCCGUGUGUCUAGAUUUAGAAGUAGCUGUGUCAGCGUCGUGAAGAUUAAAAGAAAGGAAAGGACAUACACGUGCAAAUAUGGAUGAGACACUCUUUCAACUUAAGUUUACAUCAAAGCAGCUGGAAAGACUUGCAAAGAAGGCAGAGAAAGACUCAGCUAAAGAACAAGCCAAGGUUAAGAAGGCUCUUCAGCAGAAGAAUGUGGAGUGUGCUAGGGUGUAUGCGGAGAAUGCCAUUCGCAAGAAGAACGAGGGCCUCAACUGGCUGCGCAUGGCAUCACGAGUGGACGCCGUGGCCUCGAAAGUUCAGACAGCAGUCACCAUGAAGGGUGUGACAAAGAACAUGUCGCAGGUGACAAAGGCCUUAGAUAAGGCGCUGGGCUCCAUGGAUUUACAGAAGGUGUCUGCCGUCAUGGAUAAGUUUGAGACACAGGUGCAGAACUUGGACGUCCAUACCUCGGUGAUGGAGGACUCCAUGAGCUCGGCCACCACCUUGACCACGCCCCAGGACCAGGUGGACGACCUGAUCAUGCAGAUCGCCGAGGAGAGCGGCCUAGAGGUCAUGGACAAGCUCAGCGAGCUGCCCGCCGGGGCCACCUCGCUGGGGGGGGAGAGCUCGCGCGCACAGGAGAAGGAAGACCAGCUCUCACGCAGGUUGGCAGCUUUGCGAAACUGAGGCGUGCGGUGGUGGCGGCGGCGGCGGUAUCCAAGGAGACUGUUCCUGUGUGCGGAUAGCAGGAACCAGCCGUUUCCCCCAAGAGAACCAGGCGGCCAGGACACUUUGGCUCUCUGCGAUUCUAUUAAACUGUUCCUACUGUGAGGACCUGACAAGCCUGUAUUGAUUUCUCACCCCCCCCUUCCACCUCCUACAACCCUCUCCUUCCAUCCCCCCCCCCACCAGCCACCACCCACACACCACCCCCAGAUCUAUUUAUAUACGUAUUGGCAGUCGGCGUGGCUGAAAAUACUACCCUGCAUGAACGUGUGCGUGGUGUUUCGCUCCUCUCCUUUUCUCCCUUCUCUUCUCUUUUCUCCUGCCCCCGCACGCUCUCUCCCUUGCUUUCUCUCUCUCUCUUUUUCUCCCCAUUUUACACGGUAAACAAUCUGUCUCCCCUCUUGACUUUUUGUCCUCCUCCUUCUAUUUCUGUCUCUUUUCCCCCCUCACCUCACCGCCAUCACCUUUGCUUUCUCUCUCGUCUCUCGUUGUGCCCCUGUCAUGCACACCGCCACCCCCCCGCCCUCUCUCCCCUCAUAAGCCCCCCCCCCUGCAGGCCCCCCCACAGUUUGAGCCACUGACAUCUGAGGUUCAAUGUCCGGUCACACGAUCAAAAACAAACAAAAAAACAAAUAGACUCUGUAUCUCUUUCUCUAUCUCUCUAUCAACACAGUCUUUUAUCCAGAGAUUUUUUCUUUUGGUUUGUUUUUUUGUUUGGCUUUUUUCUUUUUAUGUAACUGUAUAAAGGAGAUGUUUUUCUUUUAAAAACAAAAACAUGAAAAAAAACUGUAAAUGUAUCUGAAGGUAUGUGGUGUUUUUUUGUUUUUUUGACUGAGUGCUUUGGACAGAAUGUUUUGUUUUAUAACCCUGCCUUGUAAUCUCACCUGGUGAUCAGAGGCCCCACCAAAACUCAACAAUUUGAGUUUCUUCUGUUGUUUUUCACAGAGUAUUUUUACGUACCUGUCCUGUCCACAACGGAGACCUGCCUGAGUGAGGCACUACUGCUACUACCACUACUACAAGAGGUGGAAUUAGAAACCUGGGGCCACAGUAGGGGGUUGUUAUUAUUAUUCGAAUGCAAUUGUGGGAGUUGCCAACUGCCGAUCAAUUGAUAUUCUCUACAGACUCGGUUUACUGUAGAUGUUUAGUUUUAAAUACAGACGUGGAUAUUUAUAGAUGCUGAAACACUAAGACAUUGGGGAAUUUCUUUUUGCUACCAUUUCCCCACUGCUCCUGUAUCACAUUAUUUACAGUCAUGGGACUUAGUCAUACAGCGCUUAUAGGACCACCAUCCAUCAUUUUCCAUCGGCAUGCAGUGUAAUGCUGAACAGCAAAACAUCAUUUUCAUAUCUCUGAGCAAAAAAGGCUGUUGGGUUUUUGGUUUGAAAAGCAUGGAAGCCAUCCCUUUUUUUAAUCUGUUGCUGGAUCCCUAUUACAUUUUAUUUUUUGUUGUAAUUCUGUUUUUGUAGUGUUUUCUGUUUCAGGACUGUUAUGACCUGUCUGUGUUUUUUCCUUUUCAUAAUUUAUUUUAUUUUUGUUGUGUGUGUGUUGGGUGGGUUUUUUUUGUCAUAAAAGCCUUACUGUCUCACAGCUCGCUUUGUAUGGGUGCUCCUCCUCAGUGCCUCUGUCUGUAAGCCCAUAGUAGAGCACUUAAGGAGCUGUAAUGACGAUAAGAAGUAACCCCCACCCCAAUCUGCACCCCUAGCCUCUCCCCCACCCCACCCUCCUCAACAACCAUCCGCCCAUCUCAUCUCAUCCCAUCCACCGUCUGAACCAUUACAGGCUCCACGUUGUCAUAGCAACAAGGAAGUCCCCUUCUCUCUAGCUGUCUCUUUGCCUCUCUCUCUCUCUCUCUCUCUCUCUCUCUCUCUCUCUCUCGCUCUCUCUCUCUCUCUCUCUCUCUCUCUCGCUCUCUCUCUCUCUAGCUCCUUCUCACUGUCUCUCUCUGUAGGCCUGCCACUAUCAGCCUUAGUUAAAAUCUUUGCUUGGCUCUUUUCUGCCAUGAUGACGAUCAUGAUUUUAAUAUCUGGUUGUUUUUUUUGUCAACUUUCCUUUUUCUUCUCUCCCAUGUGAGACAACAGAAACUGGGUUCAUUUGUACUUACACAUGUUAUUCAAGCUGGCUUCUUUUGUUUUUAUUUUGUAUAUUUAACUUGUGGAAAUAAAACAAUCCCUCUGAUAUUAA